CGGGCCUUCUUAUAUUUUCUGGCUCUAUUAUGGUGCUUUUUAGCUGUUGCCAUUUUAGCUGAUAUUUUUAUGUGUUCCAUCGAAAAAAUUACCAGUAAAACAAGAAAAGUUCGCGUUGCUGAUUCUUCAGUUCCAGAAGGUUUUAAACAAAUAGAAAUAAAAGUAUGGAAUGACACAGUGGCCAAUUUAAGUUUAUUGGCUAUGGGAACAAGCGCUCCAGAAAUUUUACUUUCUGUUAUCGAGAUUGUCGGAAAUAAUUUCUAUUCUGGAACAUUAGGUCCUGGAACCAUCGUUGGCUCAGCAGCUUUUAACUUAUUAGUUAUAUCAGCUAUAUGUAUGAUGUCCAUCCCAACUGGAGAAAUUAGAAGAAUUAACAACUUCAAAGUGUUCCUUGUUACCGCGUUUUCGUGUGUUUUUGCCUACGUUUGGUUGAUAAUAACUUUGAUUGCGGUCAGUCCUGGAGUCAUUGAGAUAUGGGAAGCCAUUGUUACUCUCUUAUUCUUCCCACUUCUUAUUAUAAUAGCCUUCAUAGCAGAAAAAAAUUUCUGUAUAAAACAGAAACCUAAACGUGAAGACUCUGGUGUUGUGGGAAUAAGUCUGACUCGUGAUGCCGAAGAACAACAAGCCUUAGAAGAACCACAUCAUGGACAUUCUGAUAUGUAUAAGGUGUCAUUCCAGGAUUUAGCAAUGGUAGAAGAUCUUCCAGAAGAAGAGGCUGCUAAAAUAGCUGCCAGGAAAAUUGCCGAGAAUGAGCAUCACAAUUCUGGUUGGUACAGAAUUAACGCUAUUCGGGGUAUGUCUGGUGGAAAACGAGUUAUUCCUACAAUUUAUGAUCGAGUAAAAUUACCAGAAGAGGACGGAGAAAAUGAUUUAGCGAAGACAUUUGACCAUAGUGAAGGGGGAACCAAACCAGUUGUUGAAUUCACUGCUUCAUCUGUAGCUGUUCUAGAAAAUGAGGGCAAGGUUCGAGUUGGUAUCAGACGAUCUGGUAGAAAAGAUGCUGCAGUUUCUGUCAGAGUUGAAACUAUAAAUGGUACUGCUCUAGCAGGGAGUGAUUAUAAACAUUUUGAUGAAGUCAUACAGUUUGGUGCCAAUGAAAUUUUAAGACAAGUAUUUAUCGAGAUUGUGGAUGAUUUCGAAUGGGAACCCGAUGAGUUUUUCUUCGUAAAAUUGGCCAAUGUACCUGAUGAAACACCAAAUUUUGAACUAGGAAAACUUGCCAUUUGUCAAGUCACGAUCAUAAAUGAUGAUGAACCGGGAACAUUAGAUUUUGCUCGACCAAGUAUCGUAGCUAAAGAGAGUUCCAGACUUAUUAGAGUACCUAUACAGAGAACUGGUGGUGCUGAUGGACAUGUAUCAGUCAAGUGGAAAACUAAAGACAUGACGGCGUUUUCUGGUAAAGAUUUUGAAGGUGGAGAAGGCGAAUUAAAGUUUGAUAAUGGUGAAACUAACAAAACUAUUACUAUACCACUGUUUAGCAGUAAUAAACCAGAACGAGAUGAUAGCUUUCAGAUUGAAUUAUUGGAAACUACUGGUGGUGCUAAAUUAGGAAAACUAACAAAAACUAUUGUUACCAUUGUUAAUGAUGAAGGUAGGAUUUUGAAAUGUUAUAUGUUGUCUAGUGUUUUAAUUUUAAACCAACGAUGUGAUGAAAAACUUCUCCUUUUUUCAGAAUUCAAUGGUUUAGUAAGCCGUAUUGUGAAUUUAACAUUUGGUAAUCUUGAUGGCUUAGCGUUAGAUGACGAUUCUUAUAUCAAUCAGUUUAGAAAUGCUAUGAAUGUAAAUGGUGGUGAUAUUGAAUCAGCUACAUUUCUUGAUUAUAUACUUCACUUUUUAACUUUUGUAUGGAAGAUCAUCUUUGCCUUUGUACCUCCUGUUGGUAUGGGAGGUGGCUGGCCAGCAUUCAUCAUAUCUCUCGGACUCAUUGGCUUCUUAACUGCUCUAAUUGGUGAUCUGGCCAGUUUGUUUGGUUGUUUGAUUGGUUUGGAAGACAGUAUCACUGCUAUUACCUUAGUUGCUCUGGGAACAAGUAUGCCGGAUACUUUUGCUAGUAAAACAGCUGCUAUAAUGGAGAGAUAUGCUGAUAGUUCUAUUGGAAAUGUUACUGGUAGUAAUUCAGUAAAUGUGUUUCUGGGUUUAGGUCUUCCCUGGGUAAUUGCGAGUAUCUAUUGGAAUGUUAAGGGCGAGCAAUUCGAGGUACCAGUAGGGUCGCUUGGAUUAAGUGUUGUUUUAUAUACUGUUGCUGCUGUCACUGCACUUACGAUACUUAUAAUAAGGAGAAAUGUUGGUGUGUUUGGUAAAGGAGAAUUGGGUGGACCAGUCCCUGGCAAAAUUGCUUGCGCAAUUAUUUUUGUACUACUGUGGGUUUUAUAUGUUGUUAUUUCAGCUUUGCAAGCUCAAAAAGUUAUC
This is a messenger RNA of Lottia gigantea (owl limpet), 2409 nucleotides long. RefSeq lists its product as hypothetical. Gene Ontology annotation, biological process: transmembrane transport; cell communication; calcium ion transport. The annotation marks the transcript as partial. The record is from RefSeq and is a predicted model, not a curated record. Gene Ontology annotation, molecular function: calcium:sodium antiporter activity. Lineage: Eukaryota; Metazoa; Mollusca; Gastropoda; Lottiidae. Gene Ontology annotation, cellular component: membrane. The transcript is spliced from 10 exons.